This is a messenger RNA of Acaulospora colombiana, 354 nucleotides long. The record is from the annotation of a GenBank genome assembly. Lineage: Eukaryota; Fungi; Glomeromycota; Glomeromycetes; Diversisporales; Acaulosporaceae.
AUGGAAAUUUGUAGAAUGUUCUUGGACAUACUAACGAUGGCCGUCACCGUGAAAAAUGUCAAAUCUAUUAUUCCACUUCUCGAUCGCGUGCUUGUACAGCGUAUCAAAGCUCAACAGAAAACUGCUGCCGGCAUUUUGAUCCCCGAAAAAUCAUUAGAAACGUUGAACGAAGGAGAAGUUAUAUCCGUGGGCAAAGGUUCAUUGGAUAAGGAUGGAAAACACAUCCCCAAUCAAGUUAAACCAGGAGACCGUGUCCUCCUUCCCUCAUACGGAGGAAGUACCAUCAAAGUAGAUGAUGAGGAGUAUACUUUAUUCAGAGACUCGGAAAUCCUAGCCAAGAUCGAAAAGUCUUGA